Plectropomus leopardus (leopard coralgrouper) is the source of this 2719-nucleotide messenger RNA. It is a transcript of the gene pcdh2g14, whose product is annotated as protocadherin 2 gamma 14. NCBI's taxonomy places the organism in Eukaryota, Metazoa, Chordata, Actinopteri, Perciformes, Serranidae. Gene Ontology annotation, biological process: homophilic cell-cell adhesion. The record is from RefSeq and is a predicted model, not a curated record. Gene Ontology annotation, cellular component: plasma membrane. Gene Ontology annotation, molecular function: calcium ion binding.
UAGAGCAUGAUUAACACAGCUAGAGAAGCAGGGAGCCGUUGGAUUACAGAAGCAUUUUCAGCUCGACAUUUCUAUGUAUAUGCUUAGGAUUUAGCCACAAUGUCGACAGUGCAUCUGUUUCUCAAGGAAUGUUCAAUAAUGGACCAGCGAAUAAACUUUAAAUGGUGGCUAAAUUUUUUAAUGUUUUGCCUCCUUUUUGGUGCUUCGUUUGGAGAGGUCCGUUACGUCCUUCCAGAGGAAAUGCAGCGGGGGUCGGUUAUCGGGAAUGUUGCGCGGGAUCUGGGGCUGAAAGUGUCGGAGCUUGAUGCUCGUCGGGCCCGUGUUGUUGCAGAAGGAACUAGUCAGCUGUGUGAGCUGGACACUGCGUCAGGGAAUCUUUUGAUCAGCCAACGGAUAGACCGUGAGGAGCUCUGCGCGCAAGCCACUGUCUGCAUCCUCCAAUAUCAGCUUUUACUUGAAGAUCCCCUUCAAGCAUACAGCCUAGUUUUGGAUAUUGCAGAUAUAAAUGACAACAGCCCAGUGUUCGCCGCUGAGGAGAUAAAACUAGAUUUAGUCGAAUCCACUGUUCUGGGGAGGCGCUUUCCCUUGGAGAGCGCGCAUGACCCCGAUCUGGGAACCAACACCGUCAGUGAAUAUAAACUGAGCCCGAAUGAUCAUUUUGCACUGGAAAUGAGUACCCAAAUAAACGGCAAUGCUUAUCCAGAACUAGUUCUUAAAAAGGCAUUGGACCGGGAGGCACAAGCUGAACAUGUACUGAAAAUCAAUGGAAUUGACGGGGGAAAUCCAGUCAGAUCCGGAACUGCUUCUAUCCAUAUCCGUGUUUUGGACGCCAAUGACAACGUGCCAGUUUUCAGCCAACGUGUCUACAAGGCCUCUGUGCCAGAGAACUCGGCUAUAGGAACUGUCAUAGCAAAGCUAAAUGCCACGGACUCAGAUGAAGGUGUUUAUGGAGAGAUAACAUACUCUUUCAGUCACUUGUCUGACAAGAUUGGGGAACUAAUUGAAAUUAACCCCCAGACUGGAGAAGUUAAGGUGGCAGGUGUUAUUGACUAUGAAGAGGCUAGUUCGCAUGAGCUGGACGUCAAAGCUAAAGAUGGGGGUGGUCAGGCGUCUCACUGUAAACUUAUAAUUGACGUCAUUGAUGUAAAUGACAAUAAGCCAAUCAUAGAAAUAAAGUCAGCCUCUGCUAAUGUGGCCGAAGACUCUAAACCAGGAACUAUGGUUGCUCUGAUUAAUAUUUAUGAUUUGGACACUGGAAGCAGCGGGCGCGUCACGUGUACGAUCCCAGACAAUGUGCCAUUUAAAUUUGUAUCGGAGGUAAAAAACUAUUACAUGUUAGUGACUGACGGAGUACUAGACAGAGAACUUCAACCUGAGUAUAACAUCACAGUAACUGCCACUGAUGCGGGCUCUCCCUCACUCUCUAGUGUAAAGGUUUUAACAAUCGUGGUCAAUGAUAUUAAUGAUAACCCUCCAACUUUUACACAGAGCGAGUACAAUGCCAACAUAUUGGAAAACCAACCCGUUGGCACGUUUGUGAUGAAAGUCAAAGCAGAGGACAUUGACGACGGAUCUAAUGCUAAAAUCCUGUACCAAAUAUCAAAGGACACAAAGUCAGACGUGUCCUCCUUCCUCACCAUCAACUCAGACACAGGGGAGCUCUAUACAUCGCGCCUCUUUGAUUAUGAGCAGUCCGUUCACUUUCAAAUUAAGGUGACAGCUCGGGAUGGAGGCGACCCUCCACUCUCCACCACCUGCACUGUAAACGCUUUUAUCAAGGACCAAAAUGACAAUGCACCUGUUAUCUUAUAUCCUGUCCAAACCACCGGGUUCAUAGCUGAAGAUAUGGUGCCAGUUGAAGCUCCUAGAGGCUACCUGGUUACUAAGGUGGUAGCUGUGGACGCCGACUCUGGCCAUAACGCGUGGCUUUCCUACAGAAUAAUCAAAGCAACGCGGCCUAACUUGUUUAUGGUCGGUUUGCAUACAGGAGAAAUUAGAACUGUGCGAGCAUUUAUGGAGGACGACGAACCGAAACAAACUGUCGUUGUUUCAGUGACAGAUAACGGGCCUGAAUCUCUGUCUGCCACCGCGACAGUCAGCGUGGUGAUUGGUGAUGGGCUGCCUGUUUUAAACGAGCUCUUUGAGUUUGCGGAGGAAUCACAGGAGAGCGAUGACCUAACACUUUAUUUGAUUAUCGCCCUGAUAGCCGUUUCCUCUCUUCUCAUCCUUUUAAUCAGCGGAGUGUUUUACUUUAAGCUCUGCAAGCGCAGUUAUGUUUACCGAUCAACCACCGCUAGUCUCCCGGUUUUCCCCACGACCUACUGCCCCCCUAGUUUUACAGAUUAUAGCCGUUGUGGCACCCUGCUGAAAGAUGAACGAUAUGAUUCCUUCAUGACCACAGGGUCGUGGAGAGGCGAUUUUCGCUUCGGCUCAAGCACAGAUACCGACACGUUAAAGCAAAGAAGUGCGGCCUAUCAAAAAAACACGUUAAGGCGCGCGAGUGGCGACAGAGCUAGUCUGAAGGUGAGGACAGGUGCAUCGCAUCCCUGUUACGUGGUGAAAUGAGAGACGGUCAUAACAUACUGUAAAUAUGCUGUCAAAUAAACCCCGUGGCGAAUAAAACUUUGACCCUUUGACUGCCAAAUAUGUAAGCAUUGUAAUUGUGCGUAAAUCUGUUGUCACUGCAUUAAUGUUUUGUAAUGCUUACCCCCCAACUCAC